Molecule: messenger RNA, 2024 nt
Organism: Chrysochloris asiatica (Cape golden mole)
Lineage: Eukaryota; Metazoa; Chordata; Mammalia; Afrosoricida; Chrysochloridae
Gene: GGT7
Product: gamma-glutamyltransferase 7
Exons: 15
Coding region: 36-2024 (662 amino acids)
Biological process (GO): glutathione catabolic process
Cellular component (GO): plasma membrane
Molecular function (GO): glutathione gamma-glutamate hydrolase
Source: RefSeq, a predicted model, not a curated record
GGCAGGCGCUGCGCUGCUGGGGGGCGCGGGCUAGGAUGGCGGCGGAGAACGAGGCCAGCCAGGAGAGCGCCCUGGGCGCCUACUCUCCGGUGGACUACAUGAGCAUCACCAGCUUCCCGCGGCUGCCGGAAGACGAGCCGGCACCUGCUGCCCCGCUGCGGGGCCGCAAGGACGAGGACGCUUUCUUGGGAGACCCCGAAACUGACCCAGAUUCCUUCCUAAAGUCGGCUCGGCUGCAACGAUUGCCUUCGUCUUCCUCGGAGAUGGGCAGCCCGGACGGGUCACCGCUGCGGGAGACUCGCAAGGACCCAUUUUCGGCGGCAGCGGCAGAAUGUUCCUGUCGCCAGGAUGGACUCACGGUCAUCGUCACAGCCUGCCUCACCUUCGCCACGGGAGUCACUGUGGCGCUCAUCAUGCAGAUCUACUUCGGGGACCCUCAGAUUUUCCAACAGGGUGCAGUGGUGACGGAUGCUGCCCGCUGCACAUCGCUGGGAAUUGAGGUGCUCACUAAGCAUGGAUCUUCUGUGGAUGCGGCUGUGGCGGCUGCCCUGUGUUUGGGAAUCGUUGCCCCACACAGCUCUGGCCUGGGCGGAGGGGGCGUGAUGCUAGUACAUGACAUCAGGCGAAACAAGAGCCGACUGAUUGAUUUCCGGGAGUCUGCACCAGGGGCCCUCAGGGAGGAGGCCCUGCAGAGAUCCUGGGAGACCAAGCCUGGGCUCUUGGUGGGGGUCCCCGGAAUGGUGAAAGGGUUAUACGAAGCUCAUCAGCUCUAUGGCAGGCUGCCAUGGUCUCAAGUCCUGGCUUUCGCUGCAGCUGUGGCCCAAGAUGGCUUCAACGUGACUCAUGAUCUAGCCCGCGCCCUGGUGGAGCAGCCACCUUCCAAUACGACUGAACGUUUCCGGGAGACGUUCCUGCCGUCUGGUCGCCCCCUGCUACCUGGCUCACAGAUGCGUCGUCCGGAUCUGGCCGCUCUACUGAGAGCUCUCGGCACUGCAGGCCCCGCAUACUUCUAUGCCGGCAACAACCUCACUUUGGAAAUGGUGGCGGAGGCUCAGCAUGCAGGGGGCGUCAUAACUGAAGAGGACUUCAGUAACUACAGCGUUCUUGUGGAGAAGCCUGUGUGUGGCAUGUACAAAGGCCACCUGGUUCUCAGUCCUCCACCCCCACACACAGGCCCUGCCCUCAUCAGUGCUCUCAAUAUUCUGGAGGGCUUCAAUCUCACCAGUCUGGUAUCCCGGGAACAGGCUCUUCACUGGGUGGCAGAGACCCUGAAGAUUGCAUUAGCCCUGGCCAGCAGACUGGGAGAUCCCGUCUACGAUUCUACCAUCACCGAGAGCAUGGAUGACAUGCUCAGCAAGGUGGAGGCUGCUUACCUCCGGGGACACAUCAAUGAUUCUCAGGCAGCUCCUGCCCCGCUCUUGCCCGUCUAUGAGCUGGAUGGGGCUACCACGGCCGCCCAGGUGCUGAUCAUGGGCCCUGAUGACUUCAUUGUGGCCAUGGUCAGCUCCCUGAACCGGCCCUUUGGCAGUGGCCUCAUCACUCCCUCCGGAAUCCUGCUCAACAGUCAGAUGCUGGACUUCUCUUGGCCCAAUAGGACUGCAAACCACUCUGCACCCAGCCUGGAAAAUUCAGUACAGCCAGGGAAGCGGCCACUCUCUUUCCUGCUACCCACUGUGGUCCGACCAGCAGAGGGGCUCUGUGGGACCUACCUCGCCCUGGGGGCCAACGGGGCUGCCCGGGGCCUCAGCGGCCUGACCCAGGUUCUGCUGAAUGUCCUGACCUUGAACCGGAACCUGAGUGACAGCCUGGCCCAUGGCCGCCUGCACCCGGACCUACAGUCCAACCUUCUGCAGGUGGACAGUGAGUUCACAGAGGAAGAUAUUGAGUUCCUGGAAGCCAGGGGCCACCAUGUGGAGAAGGUAGAUGUCUUAUCCUGGGUCCAUGGCAGUCGGAGAACCAACAACUACAUCAUUGGUGUGAAGGACCCUCGGAGCCCAGAUGCAGCUGGAGCCACUAUGGUGUAG